CUCCUCCUAUCUCAUGAUUCUCAUCCUUGCAUAUCAAUUCAUUUCAGUUGUCCUCUGUUUAUCAUCUCUUCCACAUAUAUAAAUCCAACAAUGAGCGACGAAGUAGCCCAUGAUUUCUAUCCCAUCAUCAGAGUAUACAAAGAUGGUCGAAUCGACCGACUCUGGGACACAUCCCCAGUUCCUGCAACUAUUGAUCCCCAAACCAGCGUUCAAUCCAAAGACGUCGUCAUCUCAACCACACCACUCAUCUCUGCAAGGCUUUACCUCCCUAAAUCCGCCACACCCGAGUCAACCGGCAAGUUCCCUCUUCUUAUUUACUUUCACGGCGGUGGCUUCUGCAAUGGAAGUGCCUUCUCUCCCACUUAUCACAACCACCUCAACUUAUUAGUCUCCGAGGCCAAUGUUGUUGCUGUGUCUGUGGAGUAUAGAUUGGUGCCGGAGCACCCUCUUCCGGCUGCCUAUGAGGAUUCAUGGGCUGCUGUAAAAUGGGUGGAAACCCAUUUCGCCGGAACGGGCCCGGAAGAGUGGCUGAACCAGCAUGCAGAUUUGAACCGGGUUUUCUUUUCAGGUGAUAGUGCAGGGGCUAACAUAGCUCACCAAAUGGGUUUGAAAGUUGGGACCGAGAAGUUGGUGGGUUUUAAGCUGAAUGGGAUUGUUCUAGUGCAUCCCUACUUUUGGGGUGAAGAACCAAUAGGGGGAGAGCUAGCUUUGGCUGAGAAUACUAGAAAGAUGUUGGCUGAUUUGUGGAGGUUUUGUUACCCUUUAACUAGUGGAACCGAUGACCCGUUUCUUAAUCCGGGUAAGGAUCCAAAGUUGGCGGAGCUGGGUUGUGGGAAAGUGUUGGUCUGUGUUGCGGAGAAGGAUUCGGUGAAAGAUAGAGGGUUGUAUUACAGUGAGGUCAGUGAGGUGUUGAAGAAAAGUGGAUGGAAUGGAGUUGUGGAGGUUAUGGAAGCAAAGGAGGAGGAUCAUGUGUUCCAUUUGAUCGAUAAUAGUUGUGACAAUGCUAGGACCAUGCUCAAGAAGGUUGUUUCUUUCAUGAAUUAG
This is a messenger RNA of Fragaria vesca subsp. vesca, 1044 nucleotides long. Its product is annotated as probable carboxylesterase 12-like. Lineage: Eukaryota; Viridiplantae; Streptophyta; Magnoliopsida; Rosales; Rosaceae. The record is from RefSeq and is a predicted model, not a curated record. The transcript has a single exon. Gene Ontology annotation, molecular function: hydrolase activity. The coding region runs from base 91 to 1044 and encodes 317 amino acids.